AUGGAUCAUGGUCGCUCGGCCACUGACAUGCGUGCCCAGACUUCCCUCAAAGCCUCAAAGCAGCCAAUUUACCCAUAUAUAAUGCAGUUCUUCCUUGCCUUGGCUAGUGUGGCCCUCAUCGGACAGGCUCGGGCUGCCUGCACACGCGUUUCAGACGCCGAGGGCAAUGCGCUGAGUGAGGUCGAACCCUGUCCAGUCGAGCGUAACUCGGAGAAUAUUCCAACCGGUCGUCUGUUCUGUGCCCAGUCGAAUGCAUGGCUCUCACCCGGUGGCAACUGGGGUACCAAUGCCCACACAACUGACAAGGCCGUGACCUUCAAGAUUAUCCCUCUUGCCGAAGUUGGCACCUUCGACGCUAUUUACUAUUCCUGCUCGUCUGGCACUGAUGGUGAAUUCCUUUGGACGCGGGAUUACUCCUUUGGCGCUGCGAGUGCCUCGAUCGUGGCGUAA
Messenger RNA from Ilyonectria robusta, 450 nucleotides. RefSeq lists its product as uncharacterized. Bases 1 to 450 code for a protein of 149 amino acids. The record is from RefSeq and is a predicted model, not a curated record. The transcript is spliced from 3 exons. Lineage: Eukaryota; Fungi; Ascomycota; Sordariomycetes; Hypocreales; Nectriaceae.